Molecule: messenger RNA, 1304 nt
Organism: Rhinichthys klamathensis goyatoka
Lineage: Eukaryota; Metazoa; Chordata; Actinopteri; Cypriniformes; Leuciscidae
Gene: stk16
Product: serine/threonine kinase 16
Exons: 8
Coding region: 142-1062 (306 amino acids)
Biological process (GO): protein phosphorylation
Cellular component (GO): Golgi apparatus; cytoplasm
Molecular function (GO): protein serine/threonine kinase activity; ATP binding
Source: RefSeq, a predicted model, not a curated record
UACUUUACGUCACGGUUACGUUUUCUUUGUACACGGAAGAAAAGAAACCAGAGAAAUCAGCGGAGGAGGAGGACAAGGAGAGCGUCUCUUCAAGUGCCUCUCCUCCAUCUAUGGUUGAUCUUAAGCAAUGCUCCAAAGAACAUGGGACAAGCUUUGUGUAUCUGCUCACGCAGUGUCAUCACAAUUGACAACAAGAGAUACUUCUUCAUCCAGAAACUAGAAGAAGGAGGUUUCAGCUAUGUUGAUCUGGUAGAGGGUGCACAAGAUGGACGCUUCUAUGCUCUGAAGCGAAUCCUUUGCCAUGACCGCGAGGCCCGUAAGGAGGCUCAGACCGAGGUGGAGAUGCACCGGCUCUUCAGCCACCCUAACAUCCUCAGCCUGACCUCACACACCUUCAUGGAUCGCGGCGGGAAGUGUGAGGCCUGGCUGUUGCUCCCGUACAUCAGUAAGGGAAGUCUGUGGUCCGUUCUUGAGAAGCUGCGGGAUAAGGGGAGCUCUAUGACUGAGACUCGCAUCUUGCACAUCCUGCAUGGCAUCUGUGAAGGCCUCAAAGCAAUUCAUGACAAAGGCUAUGCUCACAGAGAUUUGAAACCCACCAACGUUUUACUGGAUGAGAACGAUCAGCCUUUUUUAAUGGACUUGGGCUCCAUGAACAAGGCCAGGAUUGAAGUUCGAGGGUCACGUGAAGCCAUGACCAUCCAGGAUUGGGCUGCUCAGAGGUGCACCAUCUCAUACAGAGCACCAGAGCUCUUUAAUGUGGAGAGUCACUGUAUCAUUGAUGAGAGAACAGAUAUUUGGUCUCUAGGUUGUGUGCUGUACUGUAUGAUGAUGCUGGAGGGACCGUAUGACUUGAUAUUUCAGAAGGGUGACAGCGUGGCUCUCGCCGUCCAGAAUCCAGUCUUUAUUCCACAGCCUUGCAGUUAUUCUCAAGGCCUUCAAACCCUUCUCAGCUCCACUAUGGUGACCAAUCCUCAGGAAAGGCCCAUAAUCAGCUGGGUGCUUGACCAGGUCCAGAACCUUCGGGACUCAGACGGUACAGAUGUAGAUACCAACAGAGUAUGAUGCUUCCACUGAGAUCUCAUGCCUGUUUUCUAGUGGACUCUGGACUUUUUGGACUAUGCACUCUCUCUUUCGGACAAAAAUCACAAGCCUUGCAAACAUUUGCUCUCUCUUACCUCAGUGAGCUCAGCAUGCCAUGGUUACACACGCAUCUUUGUUGGUGAAUCUCAUAUUUCACCUGAAAAUCUAUAUUGAGCAAUGAAAUUAUCAGAUGAUAUUGGAGUGAAAUUUGAGCUGUUCCUGAU